Messenger RNA from Folsomia candida, 1707 nucleotides. RefSeq lists its product as uncharacterized. Bases 69 to 1319 code for a protein of 416 amino acids. The transcript is spliced from 3 exons. The record is from RefSeq and is a predicted model, not a curated record. NCBI's taxonomy places the organism in Eukaryota, Metazoa, Arthropoda, Collembola, Entomobryomorpha, Isotomidae.
UUGUACAUUUUUAGUUCAUCUUACUGCAUUGUAAGUAUUUUCGAUACCAUUUUUGGUAAAAAGAAGAUAUGAAAUCUAAUCUUGUGGAACUUUUCUUCCGAAAAUUUUCCCAGAUGCAACCCUUAAUCCCAAACGUAACACGAUAUUUUAGUCUAGCAUUUUUUUCGACAAGUUAUUCCCAAGGUUUUAAAUUCUUCUUGGCAGAGUGUCCCCUCCUUAUCAGAGUGCUGCCGUUCAAUUUUGACCAAAAUGAAGGCAGACUUACUUCUCCGAGGAGGAGAAAAGUGGACAAAAUCGUGUUCUGGGCGUCAUAUGCGGUGAUUAUCGUUUACACCGUGUUUUUCCUUUGGAAAAUCUUGGGGCGGCUUGGAAAUUAUGAGGGGACUUCAAUCAGUAUAUCGACCCCAGAGGAAGAAGGAGAACAUCAGACCAUCAUGUUUCUGGGAACGCUAAGUUGUUGUUUUUUCUUCUAUGACACGACACUGUUGUUACCUGGAGAAACGGCUGCAGUUUCGGCCAUGAUCACGGAAACGUUUGAAAUAGAAGCUGAUUUAAUGACAAGAACAGCUGGAUCGCCUCCCCACGUCGAAACCAUCAUGAGGAUCCUUCUCGCCAUGUUAUUCGCCUCAAGGACGAACCUACCCUUAAUCAUGGCACUCUUGAGCAUCAUUAUGCCCCAGUUCGGUUUAUCAUCUCUUUUUCCCGCAGCUAAUUUUGAAACCCACUUAUCAACCCUGCUAAAAACCAUGCUGGUCAUUGUGGAAGGUUGGUUCUGGUGGAGUGGCUGCUGUUCCGUUCUCUUCACAAAUAUGAUCGGCUACAUGGUUCCCGUCAUGGUAAUUAAGGCCAUAUUGGAUCAAGAAUUGGGGGAAAACGGUUCAAACUUUUGCAGCCUAAAAACUAAAUACCAGAGAUACCGCGGACUUCAAAUUUUCGUCAAUGUUUUCAACUCCUGCUGGGAAUCGCCUUUUAUCCUGAUUUUCCUCCUGGGCUGGACCAUCGUCAUUACUCACAGCUUAUUCGUGCUGAUUCACUACCACGAGAAAAUUGGAAUUUUGACCCUAAUGGUUUUCGCAAAUUUGACCAUUUACGGUAUAAUUGUGAUUGGAAUGUUGCACAUUUUCGCGGCACCGUAUAAAAUGUCGCGGGAGGUGGUGCGUGAGUGGGGGCGAAUGGGGGGAAAUAAGAAAAUUUUACGAUCUUGUGCUCCAUUAAAAGUUAAAAUUGGCCGUGUAAAUUUCUUCGAUAAGUUUACUUCGCUUUUGGUCUUGCAGUUUUGUGUGACGGGGGUGGUGAAUUUGCAAGUGGGGAUUGGAUAAUGCCCUUGUAAAACUCAGGCAGGUAGUGAUUUCUCGGUAGUAAAUCUGGUACCGCUGAGGAGUAAAAUUAUACCGGUCCGUAAAACUUUGCUACGUAUAUGGUAAAACGUUAAUACCGAGCUAUUACUAUACCGUAUUACUAAUCAAUACCACUUGAUGUUACUUGAAUAUUGGAUUACCUAUAAUCGACAUAAUCGUUAACCUCGACAUAUAUUACUCUACCGGUACGGUAAUAACAGGAAUUACCGUUUAGUAAUGUUGCACAAAUGAAAAAUUUACAGUUCAGAAACCAACUACUUGGUUACUACCAAUCGGGUAGGAACUUAUUAUAAAAUUAAUACCAGUACGGAGCGUAUGUACAUAUGUUGCUCAACCAGAUUUGUAAUAG